Messenger RNA from Drechmeria coniospora, 747 nucleotides. RefSeq lists its product as uncharacterized. Lineage: Eukaryota; Fungi; Ascomycota; Sordariomycetes; Hypocreales; Ophiocordycipitaceae. Gene Ontology annotation, cellular component: spindle midzone; chromosome passenger complex; chromosome, centromeric region. The record is from RefSeq and is a predicted model, not a curated record. Gene Ontology annotation, biological process: mitotic sister chromatid segregation. The coding region runs from base 1 to 747 and encodes 248 amino acids. The transcript is spliced from 2 exons.
AUGCCUGCCGCCCACACGGCCAAACCCAGCUCAUCUGCUAUUAUUACCACGAUCGCUUCCAAGCUCGGAAACCACCCGCGCACAACCCGUUCAGCAACCAUCAUCUCAAGACAUUUUGCCGUCGCACUCAGCCGACUCCAGUUCUUCGAGUGGCACGGCACGAAACCACACGGCACGAUCCCGCACGAUACAGCACGGCCGCGGCAAGACACCAUGGCUCCCGCGAGGCAGAAGAAACAGAGUCCCAUUCAGUUGACCGCUUCGCCAUCGAAAUGGCACGGCGCGACCGGAAGCAGCAAGGUUCCUCUUCACAGCCCAUCAACACCGCCGAAGAGCGCGUUGAAGAGGCAAAGGAUGGGGGUCAGCAUUCAGCAGAAACAAGCUUUGAUUGAUAACCUGCAAUUGGAAGUUACGGAACGCGCCCGGAGGCUGCGAGCGCAGUAUGGUCUUCAGGCGCAAGGGCUGCGGUCGCGGAUAGAAAUUCGAAUCAACCGAAUCCCAACGUCACUGCGCAGAGCGAAGAUGGGCGACCUGCUCGCCAAGUACCUGGAUCAGGAGCAAAAACGAUUGGCUUCGUCACGACCACCUGCAGUACCGGCCAAGGACGCGCCGCAAAAGAGCCCCCAAAAGAACCUGCAAAGGAGCCCCCCCGGCGUCGCCCGUCCGCUCACGGCAAGCCACUAUACGGGCAUGAGGCAAGUUUUCGGAGAGGCACGCCCUAACGCCAACACGGUGCUAAUAUCCUAG